This is a messenger RNA of Moneuplotes crassus, 983 nucleotides long. The record is from the annotation of a GenBank genome assembly. Lineage: Eukaryota; Ciliophora; Spirotrichea; Euplotida; Euplotidae.
AUGAUUGACGACCACUUCCAGCUCACCAAGAUUUUAGGAAAAGGAGGUAGCUCCAAGGUGUUCCUUGCUACAGACAGCUCUCAACAACUAGUGGCCGUCAAGACCAUCAGGAGUGACAAGAAGUACUCCCAGUCAGCUGCACAGGCUCUCAUUGACCGAGAAGCUCAGACACUCGCUCUCUUAGAAGGCCAUCCCAAUAUUCUCAGAUGUCUUCAUUCGAACUGAAAUGGGAGAGUCGUGGUUGGGGCUAAGACAGAAUCUGUCAUGUAUAACGUGCUAGAGUAUGCACAGAACGGAGCGCUCUCGACCUACAUCAGGCAAACAGGCCCUCUCGAAGAGUCUCUGGCAAGGCUGUUUGCAUUCCAGGCUUGUAGCGCCAUUGAUCAUAUGCACAGUCUGGGUCUGGUUCAUCUUGAUAUCAAACUUGAAAACAUUCUUCUUGACGAGUUCUUCAACGUCAAAGUGGCAGACUUGGGCUCUUGAGUUGAAGCUUCUGAAUUCAGUGGAUGCAGCGACAGACGGAGAGGUACUGCUCACUACAUGGCUCCAGAAGUCGCAGGACUUCAACCAGGUGAGGCAUUCAGAGCUACUCCUGCUGAUGUGUACUCUCUUGGGAUCACGAUGUACGUAAUGGUUACAGGAGAGUUUCCGAGUCCUCAUCAGCUCAAACUCAGUGUCUCCACCACUGACAUUGAUGGUCAGUCAUGAAUUGAGUCAGACUCAGAUACCCAGAGCCAGAAGUCCGGAUGGUCUCAAAUAAGUCCUGAACUAAGAACAUUAUUACAAGCGAUGAUGGAUCCUGAGCCAUGUAAAAGACCUCUGAUAAGCGAAGUACUUUCAUCUUGGUGGUUUGAUGUAGAGUUCAACCAAGAAAUAAUGGAAGAAGCUUAUUGAGAAAUGGCCAGCCGCAAGGCUUACAUCGAGAAGCUUAGCAUGUAAACCCAACAUGCUUUAAGAAUAGUAUCAAUAAUCUAAUAAUAAAG